UCUUGCCUUGAUAAGGGUACUGUACGAGUACCGAAACGUUGGGAGCGGAAGGACAGCGCAAAGAUGCCCGACAGCCGCUGGAAAAAUGAUAGUCAGUGUCUGACUUAUCGGAAGUAUGAUAUUGUUACACCUCUCUUCGAAGCAGCUGAAAAUGGAGACGAAGAAAAAAUUAAACACUUGUUAGAUAGAAAAGUUGAUAUUAACACGAAAAUGAAGGGCAAAACCAUUCUACAUGUUGCAGCUUCAAACGGACAUGAAAAAAUAGUUGAUAUUCUCUGUAGAUGUAGAGCUGACAUCAAUCAGCAAGAUUACGAUGGUUUGACUCCUCUUUGUACUGCAGUUUCUAAAAAUCAUGUAGAAGCGGUCAAGGUUCUUCUGAAUUAUGGAGCUAGCACGAUAGGGUCCUUCAGAAUGGCUCUUAAUCUUAGGUUUAAAAAUAUGGCAUUAAUUCUUAUUAAAUACGGGACUUUACACGACAUUUGCGAAUCGCGUUGCUCUGAUUCCGAGUUUUUGGACGAAUUCUUAAACAUUUUAUUGAGUACUGGUAAUGUUAAUGUUAAUGCUAGUGUCACUGGAAGUAUAUGGCUUUUUGGCUUUGAUAAAUGUCUAACGCCUCUUCAUUUGGCUGUCGGCAGUGGGAAGGUAAGUAUAGUCACGAAACUCAUUGAUUUUGGGGCAGAUGUUAAUAGAAAAUCAGAGGCAAAAAUGACUCCCUUACAUUUAGCAGUUUUUAACAAAAAUGUGAGCAUGACAGAAUGUCUUUUAAACAAUGGUGCAGACGUCAAUUGCACUACUAGUUCUGGCGAUACAUCAUUAAUUUUUAUCGCGAAAGAAGCAUCAAUUAUAAGAAAUAAUGAUCCCCGUUCACACGAAAAGUUUGUAGAUUUCGUGAGAAUAACUAAAAUGCUCUUGAAGAAAGGAGCUUCUGUUAAUUAUCAUGAUGAGUUUCAAGGGUUUACACCGCUCCAUUAUGCUGCUAGCAUAAAUGAAUUUCUCCCAGAAAUAGUUAGGCUCCUCCUUGAUUAUGGCGCUGAUGUGAAUGCUGUUGAUAGGAAAGAUGCCACACCAAUCUUCUAUGCACGUAAUGAGAUGAUUCUUGAAAUUCUCAUUAAUAGUGGAGCGAAUGUAAACUAUGUAUCUACAUCGGAAACAUUUUUUACACCUCUUUCUGAGAAGAUUAUAAACAGUUCAUUAGGCUGUGUAGAAGUUCUUUUAAAGAAUGGUGCCGAUAUAAAUAUUAGAAACUCCGAUGGGAAAACCGUAGUGGAAACUCGAAGCCAUUGGACUUACAAAAAUAUUGAAAUCCUUGAAACCAUAAUUAAUCACAUGUCAGAUAUCAAUUCUGCAAUUCUUCAUCUUGGAUGUUUGUCUUAUUACUAUCCCAAAUUGAUUAGAAAUUUGGCUGCCAUGAUUGUCAAGAGAAAAGUUACGCAGGAAAUCAACAUCGAUUUAGAAUUUUUUGAUUCCUAUGAUUCAGAUAAUCGAUACGAGUAUAUUUGUACAAUAAUUCCUAUGUGUGAAGUGGAAAUUUAUCGAAUGAAAAAAAGGAAGGUUAAUAUUCAUAAUUUAAAUUUCUUCGAUAUUUUAGAUAUGCCGAUCAAUAGGCUUUUGAAUUAUGUAGAAAGGGAACAAAUACGGAAACUUGAGUCUGAUAAUAUUGAGAAAGAGUUCCCUCUUUAUGCUCAGAUGUUGCAGUGGCACAUUAAACAGGCAAAAACCCGAAGAUCUUUAAUUGAUUCAAGUGCAGAAGCUUUCAAGAAAUUAAUCUUUCAGAUUCGUAAGAUAAAAUUGCCAGAUUUAAUUGUUUACGAAAUAGUUCCAUUGUUAGGUAAUGAGCACUUAACUCUUUUGGCAAAAGUAUAAAUUUCUAUACUUGGUAAACAAGUUAAUUUUUUUUAUAAAUAUGAGAUGGCGUUAUUAAUUCUUUCUGCUAGAAAAUAUUUUACCUAAAUCUUAUAUGCUUAUAACUAGAGUGACACGCUGACAACUACUUUUUAUACAUCCUUUUUUGUAUUUCUCUUUUCAUAAGGAAUUGAAAUAAAAUUAUUAUUUAUUCACUGAUAGAUUUCUGUCCUUUAAAAACACAGUCUCGCAGCAACAACAAGAUUAAAUCCAAGGGUUACAAACUUUUGAACAGGCUGCUUGAAGUCUCCAUUGAUCACUAAUUAUGGUGGAUUCACUUUAAACUCUUCACGUUGUCAGCUUUGAUGUAUUUAAUUUUUUAACUUCAAUAACAAGACAGCCCUUAAAAAAUUAAUUUUUUUGUACCUAAAGACUGCACUAGAUGACGCCGAAGAAAAUUGAUGCCAUAAAAACAAAUCCGUUAAUCAAAUGUUUCCUAUAAGCGAGCAUUUCGAGAUAACUUAACCUAAACGUGAAAAAAUAGUCGAUUUCAGCCAUAUUUGAAACAAUAUAACAUGACCAGCGAUGUUUUAUUUAAAAUGAUUGUGCCAUCGUGCACAUAUCACAUCACCUCGUCUUAGAGUAUUGAAACUUAAUAUUCCCCCAUGCGGGGCUCUGCGGGAACGUACCAUAUAGGCGGUAUUGAAGGGUUCGUACAACUGACAACCCUAUUGCCUGCAUCGACUCCAAUC
This is a messenger RNA of Belonocnema kinseyi, 2594 nucleotides long. Its product is annotated as ankyrin-1-like. Gene Ontology annotation, cellular component: cytoplasm. The coding region runs from base 64 to 1863 and encodes 599 amino acids. The record is from RefSeq and is a predicted model, not a curated record. Gene Ontology annotation, molecular function: protein binding. The transcript is spliced from 2 exons. Lineage: Eukaryota; Metazoa; Arthropoda; Insecta; Hymenoptera; Cynipidae.